AUGUUGCCGCACAAACCUCAAUACCCAAAGCAUAAGCCGGUAGUUAUAACGCUAGAAAAUAUUGUUCAAAUCUACAGUUCUGCUUAUUUCACGAUGCCGAAAAACAAGAAAAAGCAAGAGAGCUCCAGUAGUUCCGACAGUGACGAUGGGCCAGUGGAUAGAAAUCCUCCUGCUGAAAAGAAAGCCAAAUUAGCUAGCAGUAAUAGAACAGAUGACAAGGAACCAACAUGGGUUCUUCAAGGAAAAAAGUUAGUUAAAGUAAGGGAGUUCAAAGGCAAGGUGUAUGUAGACAUAAGAGAGUUUUAUGAAAAGAAUGGUGAAUUGUUACCUGGUAAGAAGGGCAUCAGCAUGACUCCAGAGCAAUGGAGAAAGUUAUUGUCACUUGGCGAUGAAAUAAAUGAAACAGUUAGUUCCUUAUGUUAA
This is a messenger RNA of Arctia plantaginis, 423 nucleotides long. NCBI's taxonomy places the organism in Eukaryota, Metazoa, Arthropoda, Insecta, Lepidoptera, Erebidae. The record is from the annotation of a GenBank genome assembly.